GGUGCACGGAGUGGGACAAGUCACAUUUGUCAAGCAUAACUCAAGCAAUAUGGCCGAUUUCAACGCUAUCCUCGAGAAGACCAAGGCCUUCAGCAAGAAGCCCCCAACGGAGGUGUACCUGGAGUUCUACGGCCUGUACAAGCAGUUCCAGGAGGGCGACAUCAACAUUGAGAAGCCCGCCGAUGCCGAGGGUGCUGCUAAGUACGAUGCCUGGCUGAGCCGCAAGGGACUGUCCGUCGAUGAUGCCAAGGCCGCCUACGUCGCCCUGUACGAGAAGUACAACCCCAUCUACGGAUAAGCUACAGUUUAUGGCCCACUCUGAUACCAACCAAUAAAUCUUGACCAUCUGUGAACUAA
Molecule: messenger RNA, 357 nt
Organism: Drosophila mauritiana
Lineage: Eukaryota; Metazoa; Arthropoda; Insecta; Diptera; Drosophilidae
Gene: Acbp5
Product: acyl-CoA-binding protein
Exons: 2
Coding region: 50-298 (82 amino acids)
Biological process (GO): fatty acid metabolic process
Molecular function (GO): long-chain fatty acyl-CoA binding
Source: RefSeq, a predicted model, not a curated record